AUGGACAUUACUCCUUACAACUUCAGUGAACCCAGGACCAGCCAUGGGUUUGGAAACCAAGACCCCAGAAAUUCACAACUGCGACUCGUCUUAGUGGGUAAGACUGGAGCAGGAAAAAGUGCCACUGGGAACAGCAUCCUUGGAAAGAAAGCAUUUGAGUCAAGUAUUGCAUCAAAAUCCAUCACCAAGGUCUGUAAGAAAGACAGCAGCACAUGGCAUGGGAGAGAAAUUGUCGUUGUGGACACACCUGGUAUUUUUGACACUGAGGAAUCGGAUGUUCACACACAAAGAGAGAUUGCUAAUUGCAUCUACCUGACCUCUCCUGGGCCUCAUGCUAUGAUCCUGGUGGUCCCGCUGGGCCGGUACACAAAGGAAGAACAAAAGGCUGUGGAGAAGAUGCUAUCAAUGUUUGGAUCCAAAGCUAGGAGAUACAUGAUUCUCUUAUUCACCCGGAAAGAUGACUUGGAUGGCAUGGAGUUCCAUGAUUACUUAAAAGAAGCUCCCCAAGGCAUUCAAGAUCUGAUAGAGCAGUUCAAGGAUCAUUACUGUGAGUUUAACAAUAAGGCGACAGGGGAUGAACAGGAGGCUCAGAGAACACAGCUGCUGGACCUGGUCCAGCGCAUAGUGAUGGAGAACCAGGGAGGAUUCUACACUAAUAAGAAAUAUGAAAGGGCUGAGGUGGAGAUUCAGAAACAGAUUCAAAUUAUACAAGAACAAUACAGAGCUGAGUUGGAAAAAUCGAAAAAGCAGUUAAGUGAGGAGUUUGAAGAAAAAAUUAGAAAGCUAGAGGAUAAACUGGAACAAGAAAAGACAAAGGCAGAAAUGGAGGGGAAAUUCAAAGAAAGAGAGAUUUACUAUUCCUCCAAGCAGCAAAAUGCUAGAUGUGAAAUUGACAGUAAAGUUACUAAUAUAAUUGACAUAAUCUUGAGGAUAUUGCAAGACACUUUCUAUAUUUACUCAUCUCUAUUCGAUGAUGAUUAA
Pipistrellus nathusii (Nathusius's pipistrelle) is the source of this 981-nucleotide messenger RNA. Lineage: Eukaryota; Metazoa; Chordata; Mammalia; Chiroptera; Vespertilionidae. The record is from the annotation of a GenBank genome assembly.